AACAUCAACAUUCAAACCCAUUGUAUUUGUAUGACCCGAAGCCCAAAUUAAACCCGUUCCAGUAGGAAGUUUUGCGGGUCGCCCCGAAUCACUCAAAAACCCUAAACCCUAGAAUCCUAAAUUCAUCUCAUUUCUGUUCUUCGAUUGUACCAAAAUCCUAAACCCAGAUAUGCACUUCAGGAAUCGUCUUGUACAUUCACUCAGAAGCACAAACCAUGAGUUUAGGGUUUUCAUGCUAUUCAAAGCAUCAAUUUCAAGCCUGAAAGUGGCAUGGCGGAAGGACCCAAAGCUAGACCAAGCAAUUGAAAACGACAAAAAGUGGAAGCAAUGUGCAAGAGUUGUCAAAGAAGUGCUAAACGAGCCGGGUCAGGCAAUCCCUCUUCACUAUUUGGAGAAACGCCGUGAAAGAUUGGGGUUGCAAGUAAAAAUCAAGACAUUUCUUGAUUGGAACCCCGGUUUAUUUGAUAAUUAUCUGGAUCGGGUCAGACCCAAAUCAGAACCGGUCACAUUUGUUCGACCCAGUGAAAGACUAAGACAAUUCUUGGAAGAGGAGAGUAGGAUUUUUGUUAAUAAUGAACCUUUAUUGGUUUCUAAAUUAUGCAAACUUUUGAUGAUGUCUAAGGAUAAGGUUGUAAGUGCAGAUAAAUUGGUACAGGUGAAGAGGGAAUUCGGGUUCCCGAAUGAUCUUUUGGUAAAUUUAGUGCCAAAAUAUCCAGAAUACUAUAACUUAAUUGGUGAACCUGGGGAAGGGAAAUCAUUUUUGCAAUUGGUUAGGUGGAACCCAGAGUUUGCGAAGUCGGUGAUUGAGCUAAGAGCUGAGGAAGAAUCAAGGUUAACAGGAAUCAGAACUAGACCAGCAUUUAACUGGAAACUUCCACCAGGUUUUUUCAUUAGGAAGGAGGUGAGAGAGUGGAUUCGAGAUUGGAUGGAGCUCCCUUAUGUAUCACCAUAUGCUGAUGUAUCACAUUUGGAUCAAUCUUCACGAGAGAUGGAGAAGAGGAACGUGGGGGUUUUCCAUGAGUUGCUAUCUCUUUCUCUUUAUAAGCGGGUUCCCAUCCCCAUUUUAGGCAAGUUUAGUGAUGAAUAUAGGUUUUCAAAUGCAUUCUCGAAUGUAUUUACUAGGCAUUCGGGGAUAUUCUAUACUUCAUUGAAGUGUGGGAUUAAAACCUCAAUGCUUAGGGAAGCAUACAAGGAUGGUGAGCUGAUAGAUCGAGAUCCACUUCUUGAGAUUAAGGACAAAUUUCUUGAGUUACUUGCUGAGGGCCACCGGCAGAAAGAUGAGCGCUUGAGAUUGCAGAGAGAGAUGGUUCAGGAGGACAUGAAAAUGAUGGCAGUUAACAAUAAUGAACUAGACUUACACAAAAAUGAAGAGGAGCUAUUGGAUGAGGAGGAAGAUGCAGUGCUUUGAAUGCUAGUUUCAUCUUGAAAGGCAAGCUGGGCAUAAAUAUAAUUGCUAGUGAUGUCAGAACAGGGAGUCCUAGUAUGUAGUUUUGCAAGCCAAAGCCCGAUAUAAUUUCCUGGGUUUUCUGUGAGGGGAUUUUCAUUUUGAUGAUGCUACAUUUCAGAGAAGACUUUUUUUAAUUAUAAAAGAAGCCAAAAGAUGCCUUGCAUGAUUAAGUUGUUUAUAUCAAGUCAUUCUUUUCUCCGCAAACUUAUACUUGCCUUGGGACUUGGGUUUUACCAUACUCUUGUGCAAUUUUUUGUUAUAAUGGUGACUUUUGACUCACAAAGCCGAGAGUUCUGGGAAAUGUGCCACUGCUCAUUUUCAGUUGAAAUUAAUAGAAUGCAUAUGAUCUAGUAGACACUGUGUUGCAAAGCAACUGCAUCAUUUCAAUUUUCCGGGACAAUUUGUUGACAAACCCAGCUUCAUAAGCUGAUAUUCAUUUCUGGACUUUCUGAUUUUAGCAAGUUCCCUUCCUGCCUCCCGGUCUGCCCAUAUUCAAUAGAUAACAAAUCUAUGCACCAAAAUAUGGCAGAUGGAUCUGGAUAUUUGUCCUAGAAGCCCUCUAGCAAUUGUUACUUUCAUCUGGUUCAUCAUGCAUGGUUCAGUUAAUAGUUGCAACUUGCAAACAGUUGAGAGAACCUACAUAGCUUCUGAACUGAGAUUCUACGUCUCCACAUCAAAACAGAAUGCUCUGCUGCUGAUUAGGGUCACCAAAAGGACAAAUUCCAGCAGGAAGGAGGGAAGAUCCAGUGGGCAUCUUCAAUUCAAUGUCGAUGGUUGCAUUGGAAGGGAGAAUUUGAGCAUUGAGGAUGAAGAAUUCACAAUAAAAUUUGAGUGGUGCAAUAUGGAUUAUGGUAUUCUGUUGCCAACCUACAAAUAUAACCUGGCUUUGUAGACGAGGCAACCCUCGUAUAGACUCAGUGCAUAAUGAAAUGUUGUGAUUCUAGGAUCGUGGAACUAGAGAUGUAAUAUGAGGCGAUAAAAUCUUUUAUCAUACCGAAGCUUCUUACUCCAAAAGUAAAUAAAUAGAAGAGUGAGGAGGGUUUUUUGGGAUUAGCACAUUUUUUGACAAUAUGAACUAUCCUGGUGUCAUCAUAGCUGCCAGAAACUAUCUCAUGUAUUUGCUUCUAAAUUUCUUGAAAGUACUAAUAUUUUACGAUCUCAAAGUUUCCUGAGGAGUUACAAUUUGUAAUUUGAUUUCAUAAAGAUAGUUGAGGGCUGUAGGUAGUGGACCUGCAUUUAUCUCUUGGUAUUGGAUGUAUGUUAUGUUUAUCGCAUACUCCUUGAUCCUGCUAUACGUCAUUUUUCUUUUUCCGUUUCCAAAAUUUUGUUCAUAAGAAUUUUUUGCAACAUCUACCCAAGCUUAUCUAUUUAGGGGUGUAGGCACACAUUUGUACCUCAAUAAUGCUGACCUAUGUACUCAUGCCACGGUUUGUGUUUGUGCAGUAAACAGAGUUACUUUUGUUUGUUCAAACCCUUUUUUUAAUCACCAAGGCUUACAGUCUACUGGUGAUAUCAAUGGGAGUCUGCCACCCAAUAAGUGUGAGUUUAAUUCUUGCUAUCGUCCUCCCCCUUGCUUGAUCCCCCAAUGUAAUAGAAAUUCUUAUCGUAUUUGAGCACUCUUAGAAAUAAAACCCAGGCCCUUCUCAUUGUGAAUGAUAUAUCUUAUAGUUUGCUUUGUCUUUAUGUUUUUCAACAGCUAAUGUUUUUGUCUAAUUCUUUAUAUCAUAGGCUUUUACUUAUUCGUAGAGAUCUUUGAUUUUGGAACACGAUCUGAUCCUAUGAUCUAGCUGAUAACAUUGUAGACGGUCAAAUAGUUUUGGAAUAAUAAGCUUAUCAGAAACAUUGGAUAUGGUAAAAUCUCCCUAUGGCAUUUCUCAUUCUGGCAUGACUUGUCCCCUUCCUCAACAGGUCCUAGAUAAGGAGUACUGGAAAUACACAACAAAAGGAGGGACUUUUAAUAUUUCUGUUUAUUUGUUUAUUUUUUAUCAGUUAGGAAGGUUUCAGUUGAAUCAAUUUUUGUCUUUCUCAAGUAAACAUUACUUGAGAAGAAAAGCACCCUUCACACAAAAAGAAUGAGGCUUUCUCAACCAUGGACCUAAUAUGCUCUACUGUAUGUACCAUAUCUGUUUUUCAACCUUUUUUGGCUGAUGAAACCUGAAAAUCAAUACCUAACUUGAAUAACAUGAAAAACUUGUGAAUGCAGGUUUAGUCUAUAUAAGUGAAACUAAAGGAUAGACUCUUGGCAGGAGGUAAGUACUUGACUUGCUAGCUGUUAGUGAGGAACAUAACAGAAGACCUUGAAAGCUGUUUUUGUUCCUAGUGUCAGUAGAAGAACGUUCUGUCAAUCAGGGAGAUGGACAUACAUAGCAUCCCGAAGAUAGUAUUGAUUGUGGUAUUAUUCCUAGUGGUGCACCCAAGUGGAUCAAGAAGCCAAUGGGUGACUAACCAACCUAGUCCUCUUUGUCCCUCUCAAUUUGCACUAGUGAAUCAUGCAUGUUCGUUGCUCCCAUUUGUUCCGGUGUCUCCUCCAUCUCCACCAUCAUCCCCUUCUUUGCUAGUAGCCCCACCUCCUCCUCCCAGCCCUCCAGAAAGAAGACACAGACACAGGCAUGAUCGACACCACGGGCAUAGGGAAAGUUCUGCAGAAGAGAACUGCUGCAGGUGGAUGAGACAAGUCGACAGCGAAUGUGUGUGUGAUCUGCUGAUUCGUUUGCCUUUGUUCCUGUCUAGGCCUGUCCACCAGUACACAAUCAUGGUUGAUCCAGCUUGCAAUAUUACGUUCGAGUGCGGUUCGAGGGUUGAGAAUCAUAUGUUAACCCCUUUCCCCUGAUACUCCAUCUCAAUACACCUUGACUUGUGAUGUUUUAAGUUUAUUAACUACAUCUUGAAAUUAAAAAAAAAGUUAAGAAAGUAGAGUAACCUAGUAUUUUCGUUUAAUGCCUUAUGAAAAUGUAUGUAAUGUGUAGCUGAAGUAAAAGAAAUAAAAGUUAUGUAUCCAUCUUCAUCAAAA
Molecule: messenger RNA, 4457 nt
Organism: Solanum dulcamara
Lineage: Eukaryota; Viridiplantae; Streptophyta; Magnoliopsida; Solanales; Solanaceae
Product: protein WHAT'S THIS FACTOR 1 homolog, chloroplastic
Exons: 2
Coding region: 170-1408 (412 amino acids)
Molecular function (GO): RNA binding
Source: RefSeq, a predicted model, not a curated record